Messenger RNA from Oppia nitens, 1164 nucleotides. RefSeq lists its product as uncharacterized. Gene Ontology annotation, cellular component: nucleus; cytoplasm. The transcript has a single exon. Lineage: Eukaryota; Metazoa; Arthropoda; Arachnida; Sarcoptiformes; Oppiidae. Bases 1 to 1164 code for a protein of 387 amino acids. Gene Ontology annotation, molecular function: protein serine/threonine phosphatase activity. The record is from RefSeq and is a predicted model, not a curated record.
AUGACUCGAAUAACAGCGGAUCCGACAGAAAUCUUGGACCGACUCAAGCAAUACUCUUGUCGUGUGUUCUCAUCGGACGUCAAAAGGCAAGAAAAGACAGAACUGAACAAAGAUUUGUGGAAAUACUUGGGAGAAGUGGUUCCCAAUAUGUGUACACAAGUGUUGGCAAUACUGAGUGGUGAGUCAAACGUCGUGAACGUGUCGUCGCCGGCCUAUGUGUUGGGCGAUCUUCACGGAAAUCUUGAGGACAUCUAUGAAGACGACCAGAAGAUGUGUCACUCAUCCGAUCCUCAAAUAUCUGGAGCUAAUUAUGUGUUUUUGGGUGACUUUGUUGACAGAGGAAAGUACUCUAUUGAGGUAACGGUAUAUUUGUUUGCUUUAAAGAUGACCGACAAAAGCAAAUAUGUAUUGAUUCGCGGCAAUCAUGAGGUCAGGUCAGUGAACAAAGAGUUUACAUUUUUCAGGGAAUGUGUCCACAAAUUUGGCCGUCAAUUGGGUCGACAAAUAUGGGAUGCGAUCAACAAGUGCUUUGAAAGCCUGCCAUUGGUUGCCGUCAUUGACAAUACAGUCUUCUGUUGUCACGGAGGUAUUCCUCAAUGCAAACCACUCGUCAAACUCGAAGAGAUCAACAAAUGGCCGAAACCAAUGGUCGAUCCUUACGAAGAGUGUAUGGCCGCACACGAACUCCUGUGGAACGAUCCGAUAGAGUCGAUGACCACUUUCGAUGCCACGAAUACAGAGUCCACUCUCAGACAGAAGAAAAUCUUGUUUGUGAAGAACAGAAGCCGAUCCACAGGCUAUUACUAUACGGCCGAAGCCGUCAACAGGUUUCUCAACAAUAUUCAUAUGUCUCAUAUGAUCCGCGCACACGAGUGUAUUAAACAUGGAUUCAGAUGGUCUUCAAACAAAAGAGUCGUCACUGUCUUCUCUUCGAGUAAUUACUGCGACAAAGAAAACACCACUUCUUGUGCUAAAGUCAUUGGAAAAGAGAUCACACAAAUCACACUCAAAGAUCCCAAAGAACCUAAAGAUGACAGCAUUAGAGACACCAACAUUGAAAAUACCAGAACCGACAUCUCUGUCAACACCAAUGCAAACACCAGUAGUCAGUCAAACAAUCCCAACACCAGUUCGGCCAACAAUACGGCAAACACUACGCCUUAA